Acanthosepion pharaonis is the source of this 897-nucleotide messenger RNA. NCBI's taxonomy places the organism in Eukaryota, Metazoa, Mollusca, Cephalopoda, Sepiida, Sepiidae. The record is from the annotation of a GenBank genome assembly.
AUGGAUGAAUUAUUGUUCAUUAAAACGUAUAAAACAAAUAGUUUAAAUUAUCUAUCUAUCUAUCUAUCUAUCUAUCUAUCUAUCUAUCUAUCUAUCUAUCUAUCUGUGUUUGUGGGUCCACUGGCUGCAAUAUCUAUCUAUCUAUCUAUCUAUCUAUCUAUCUAUCUAUCUAUCUAUCUAUCUAUCUAUCUCAGACAUUAUCUAUCUAUCUAUCUAUCUAUCUCAGACAUUUUUUAUCUCUUUUUUAUCUCUUUCUUUCUUUUCUUUCUUUCUUUCUAUCUAUUUCAGACAACAGUUCUCUCUCUGUAUCUAUCUAUCUCAGACAGUUCUCUCUCUCUCUCUCACUAUCUAUCUAUCUAUCUAUCUAUCUCAGCAAGUCAUUUAUCUCUUCUGUUCUUAUCUAUCUAUCUAUCUAUCUAUCUAUCUAUCUAUCUAUCUCAGUUGGUUUAUAUCUGUUCUGUUCCUAUCUAUUUAUGUAUCUAUCGCAGUCUGUUUAUAUCUAUCUAUCUAUCUAUCUAUCUAUCUAUCUAUCUAUCUAUCUAUCUCAUUCCACCUUUUGAUUUCUUUCAUUCUCCUUUUACACGUUGUUUCUUUUUGUUCUUUUUUUUCCUUUCGUUCAUGUUAUCUUUUUCGAUUUAUUUCUUCUUUCUUUCUUUCUUUCUUUCUUUCUUUCUUUCUUUCUUUCUUUCUUUCUUUCUUAUUCUAUUCAUCUCUUUAUUGUUUUAUUUUUCUUUCUUUCCUACUUAUUAUUCCAUAUAUUUCUUUCUUUCUUUCUUUCUUUCUUUCUUUCUUUCUUUCUUUCUUUCUUUCUUUCUGUUUGUUUUACUUUUUCUCAAUCCUCCAGACAGUUUCUUUCUUUCUUUCCUUAUAUAUUUUCUUUUACCUUUUUCUUUCUAG